AUGCUCAUAUAUAUAUCGUCUUGCGGUCAACGAAUCCUGUACAUCAUUAGUUGUCUUUGGCUACCUUUCCAUUCUCGUCUAAAAGCUUAUUACUACACUUGUUUUACUACCUUCCUUCGUUAAAUCGACAACGCUAUACAAUAUCAAAAUGCAUAGUUCUAUGGCUUCGUUCACAUUGCUUUUUGCAUUAGUUCCUGUAACUUUUGCGGUUAGCAUGACUCAUUACAAAGCCGGAAGUGGUGUGGAUGCUGCAUUUAAAUACUUUGUUGAAGAAUACUACAAGACAUCUGAAGACAAGGCCGCUGCAGACACAUUUACAAAUUUCUGGACUACCGAUGGCACAUUGCGUAUUGCAGGAAACAGCUAUCAGGGCUAUACGAAGAUGCUGGCCGUGAAGCAAAACCUUCUUCCAAAAGAUGGGAACAAGGCCUGGUGGCACCUUAUCAACGGAACUUCGGUCCGAGACGAAACGGCAGAUAACAAAACUAUUGUUGCAGAUAUCGUAAUUCAGACAACCUACACGCCGGGUAACUGUUCACAAGCGUAUGGUCAAGCUGCAUUUACAGUUCUGAAGGAUACAUCUGGGAAGGCAAGACUUAAAGCCCAUUCUCAAAGCCUGUAUUUGUAUGACUUGGUUGUUUCUACGACUGCAUCCCCAACUGAUAUCGAAUGCACUACUUAGAAUUUUCAAGGUAUUUUGGUUGUUUGUAGCUUGGCCUUUCAGUUGGAUUCAGUUCUAGUCAUUUUAGUUAAAUUUAGCUCUUGUUGG
Messenger RNA from Pyrenophora tritici-repentis Pt-1C-BFP, 769 nucleotides. RefSeq lists its product as uncharacterized. The record is from RefSeq and is a predicted model, not a curated record. Lineage: Eukaryota; Fungi; Ascomycota; Dothideomycetes; Pleosporales; Pleosporaceae.